Messenger RNA from Brugia malayi, 2616 nucleotides. RefSeq names its product KIAA1018 protein, putative (gene Bma-fan-1). Gene Ontology annotation, biological process: interstrand cross-link repair. Lineage: Eukaryota; Metazoa; Nematoda; Chromadorea; Rhabditida; Onchocercidae. The record is from RefSeq and is a predicted model, not a curated record. Gene Ontology annotation, cellular component: nucleus. Gene Ontology annotation, molecular function: 5'-3' exonuclease activity; flap-structured DNA binding; 5'-flap endonuclease activity. The transcript has 21 exons. The coding region runs from base 1 to 2616 and encodes 871 amino acids.
AUGGCUCUUUUGAAAGCAUUUCAAAAACAAUCGGAAAAGAAGCCAUGUCCUAUAUGUGGUUAUCUGGUUACACGAGGAUUGUAUCGAUCACAUUUAAAUCAUUGCAAAUUGCAACCUGAUGAUGAUGAUUGCACAAUCAUCGCUGAAGUGUGUGCUAAGGAUAGGAAACGAGAAGCUGUUGAGAGUUUAAUUAGUUCAGAGAGCAGUAAUGAUUUGUUCGAUAAUUUGGAUAAUGAAGAGAUAUCAGAAGAAUCAGUUGAUAAUAGGAAUGAUUCGAAUAUUGUCAACAAUAAAGAAAUUUCAACUGAUACAAACGAACACAAUCAAAUGGCUGAAAUUGUUAUGAAAGAAGAUAUGCCAUGCAGAACAUUUAACAGUUUUGCUAGAAAACGCACGAAAAAAAUUAAGCUUGAAAAUAAAAGUGAAAUGGCACAGCCAAGCAAGACGAUGGCUUCAGCAGCAUUGAACGAGUAUUCUGAAUAUGAAAAAGUAGAAAACAACCAGAAUAAAACAAAGGAGUUUUUUCACUGUAAAGCGACAACCAGCAAUGAAAUCAAAUUGGAAAUUCAAAUGGAAACAGGACAAAAUUUGCUUGAUACUCUAGAAAAUAUUAAAUCUUACCUUAAUGUUUGUAAUUGCGAUCUUGUGAAGAAUACUCAGAUCCUAACAUAUGACAAAGAUGCUACGAUUGAAGGUGCACAAGUUGCUUCACCAUAUUAUCUUACUUUAUUCUACAAAAUAUUGAAACGGGUUUUGUGUAGUGGAAGACAAUAUGGUGAAGCACAGUUUUGGGGUGAACGUUUGCAUUUGCUAGAGAAAUUUAUCGCACUAUCAGAUGAAAGUAAGCAGUUGUUAAUUCGAUUGUUUCUUCGCAAAAGAAAAUGGUUAAUAUCAGAUAAACUUUCAUACGCCAAUAUCUCUUCAUCUUUGAAUCCAUUAUUCAAUGAAUUAUUGCAAGCUGAACUUGUUGAUUCAAGUCACUCAUCACUACUUGAAAUUGAAGAAGCCGUACAUCUCUUACAUGCUUCAUCGUUAAAAUCUGUUGCGAAGCACUUCAAAUUAGAUUUCAACAAAGGCAAAAUUGAAAUUUGUCGUUCACUUUUAAAAUUUGCUACGCAAAAAAAUGUUUUCGGAAUUACUAUGGAGAAACGAGUGCUGAAUAAAGUGAAAGAGGAACUUGGCCCAUGUUUUCGCAUACGCUAUGAAAUUGUGGAUAUUUUUUCUGCGAUUUUUACAAUUUAUUCACCAAUGGAUAUGAAUUCCGCGUUACUUUUCGAUCAGCCUUCUAUUAAUUUACCCUCGCAAUUAUUAUUCGUUUUGCUGCAACUUGGUACGGAUAAAAUUCGUUUUCCUGCUCCUUAUAAUUCUUGUUUGAUAAAUAUUUAUACGGACGCUGAGAAACUUUUCAGGUAUAUUAAAGCAAAAGAAUUGGAAGCUGAAAUAGCUGAUCUGAUGCAGCGUGGAAAGUGGACUGAAAUUAUUGAUUGCGCUAAGAAAGCUCGCAUCAAAUUUCAGGAUGCCUAUACUGUACAACAGCAAUUCUAUGAAUCUUUAAUUGAUAGUCUUCGGAGAUUCACCGAUCUUCAUGUAUAUGCAAGGUGUAUAUCACAUGGUGUUGAUGCACUAGAAAAGGUCAGAGAUUAUGCUGAAGCUGUUGUAUGGUUGGAAUAUAUGUUGAAUGCUAUAGAAUUUAAACUUAUUCUUGCUAAUGCUCGAGGUGGAUGGUGGGAUCGAUUAGCACUAAAUUUAGAUGCACAUCUGAAAGAUAAGGAUGGUGCAAUGAAAGCUGUUAUUGCUGCUCUGAAAGAUCCUGUUUUAGGUGACAAAGAUCGUUUGUCUCUCCAAGACAGAGGUCGUAAACUUUGUUCAGGAUGGAAAGGACCUUUGGAAGAGGAAGAUCUUGAAAGAAUUAAUAUAAAAGGCUCUGUAGUGGGUAAAAAUCUUGGCGAAUCACGAAUUAACAGAUUUCUUAUUAAUAAAAAUGGAGUAUCUUAUGAAUGCAGCGUUGAAGAGGUGGCACUGGAUCAUUAUUUAAGAAAAAAAGGUUUCAAAGAAGGAGUACAUGCAGAAGGUGCAGUUUGGCAUACCAUAUUUGGACUUUUAUUUUACGACGUUAUUUUUGAUUCAGCUGUUGAAAAUGUAUGGUUUAGCGGAACACAGAUGAAUCCGGCGGACUUGAAUAGCCGAACUUUCUACGUCAAUCGACAAGAUCUUUUCGAAUUACGCUUUAAAGAGAUUGAAGAAGGAGAUUUUGAUGAUUUAUUACUGGAAAUGGAGAGAACAUACAAUAAUAAUUAUGGAAUAACCAAUUCAGAGAUCACAUGGAAUUGUUUUACUGAUUUUGAACAAAUUAAACGUUUUAUGAUCUGUUGUCCAAUAGCUGUCCUUUGCGCAAUUAUUCGUCGUCUCAUUACCGAUUAUCGAAAUUGUCGAAGUGGAUUUCCCGAUUUAACUAUUUGGAAUGAUGAAAAGAAACUUCUAGCUGUUGUAGAAGUUAAAGGUCCUGGUGAUAAAUUAUCGACCAAACAGCGUUUAUGGUUGAGUUUUUUUAAAAAUCAAAAUAUAAUAGCUCAUGUUUGCCACGUUUCUGCUCGGAAUCCAAGAAAGCUUGACUGA